This is a messenger RNA of Colias croceus (clouded yellow), 1555 nucleotides long. Its product is annotated as cytochrome b5-related protein-like. The transcript is spliced from 5 exons. Lineage: Eukaryota; Metazoa; Arthropoda; Insecta; Lepidoptera; Pieridae. Gene Ontology annotation, molecular function: heme binding. Gene Ontology annotation, cellular component: mitochondrion. The record is from RefSeq and is a predicted model, not a curated record. Bases 130 to 1494 code for a protein of 454 amino acids. Gene Ontology annotation, biological process: lipid metabolic process.
AAAUUGAACAUUUCUUUAUAAGCUUCCAAGCGAAGAGUACGUUAAUUCGAUAAGAAUAUUUGGACGUAUAAAAGGUGCUUAAAGUAUGCGAUAAAAGCUUUCUAGACGCGAUCUGUAAAUUAAUGAAAGAUGGCGCCAAAAGAAGCGGAUUACAUAGAGCUAGCUCACAAAAGAGCUAUUGAAAAGAAGACACAUGUUAGCUUUCCGCAAUUGAAGUAUCCUUCACUAAGAGAUGAAGGGUUAAGAGAUCCAGUGCAAUGGUUGACCGGAAAAGCUAUGGAUGAUGGAGCUGAGGGUCUCUGGAGAGUCCACAAUAAGCUGUAUGAUUUAGACCAGUAUAUGGACAAUCAUCCUGGUGGAAAAGAAUGGUUGGAGUUGAGCAAGGGCACGGACAUUACCGAAGCAUUCGAAGCGCAUCAUAUCAAUCCAAUCGCUGAGUCAGUGCUCAAAAAGUUUUACGUUAGGGACGCAAAAACACCAAGGAAUUCACCCUUCACGUUCCACGAAGAUGGGUUCUACAGGACCUUGAAGAAAAAGGCAUGGGAGAAAAUUAAAACAAUCCCGAAAACAGAAAACCAUCGUUCAGAUUUAUUGACAGAUACACUUUUAAUCACUUGCCUUGCAAGUUCUACACUAGCAAGCUGGACUGAGAACUACUGGAUUGGAAUGAUUGCGUACAUAGUCGCUUCGUUUUCUUUAGCCUGGACAAUGGUUGCUGCGCACAACUAUAUCCAUAGGAAAACGAAUUUUAGAAUGUAUUAUUUCAAUAUAGGAUUAUGGUCUUACAGAGAUUUCAGAGUAUCUCACUCACUCUCUCACCAUCUUUAUCCAAAUACGUUGAUGGAUUUGGAAAUCAGUGGUUUUGAACCUAUAAUUUUCUGGAAUCCAAGGAAGAAUCGCCCAUUCUAUGCUAAAUAUGCAUAUUUGAUUGAACAAGUACUUUUCCCCCUUUCAUUAAUUCUUAACUUUUUGAAAAGAUUUUCUCUUAUCUUCCUUCGUCCCAACUUCUUCAAGCAGCAUUAUCGUUGGCAUGAUGUUAUUGGACUUCUCUUACCCCUGUGGAUGUAUUUUACUAGUGGUUCUUCAUUCUCUCAUACUGUAUAUACUUGGCUGUGGAUAAAUUGCACUGCCAGCUACAUCUUCUUUACAAUUGGUUCAAAUGCUGCUCACCAUCAUCCAGACAUAUUUAAGGAUGGAGAUGAAGUCAGCGACGUCACACCGGAUUGGGGCAUGCAUGAACUAGAAGCAGUAAUGGACAGAAAGGACGUAAACGACAGCCACUUCAAGGUAUUGACGUUAUUUGGCCAUCACGCCCUGCACCAUCUAUUCCCGACCUUGGACCACGCAGUUUUGGAACAUUUGUACCCCAUAUUCCUUGAACACUGCGAAAAGUAUAGAGCCAACUUCAGAAUAACGUCACAACUAGAUCUGUAUUUAGGCCAGAUAAGAAUGACUUUGAAAACGAAGCCAACAUUACUCUCCGAAAGACGAUAAAUCAAGCUUAUUCUUGUGGAAAAAAAAUAAAACGCGUUUAACAAAAAAUGAUUUUUUUAUU